GCGGAGCCGAGCGGAGACGGCCACGGCGCUGCAGAGCGGCUGGGGCGGCGGCGCGGCUCCCGGCGCUCCCCCCGGCGCGCCCCGACUCGCCAGGCCCCGGAGCCAUGGGCUGCAUCGGCUCCCGGACCGUGGGGAACGAGGUCAUCGCUGUGGAUUGGAAAGGUCUGAAGGAUGUGGACCAGAUCAACAUGGACAGCACCAGCUCGCUGCAUGGCAGCAGCCUGCACCGGACAUCUACUGAGCAAACCAGAACUGACUUCUCCUGGGAUGGCAUCAAUCUCUCCAUGGAGGACACCACUUCUAUUCUUCCGAAGCUGAAGCGAAACUCAAACGCCUAUGGCAUUGGGGCGCUGGCCAAGUCAUCAUUCUCAGGGAUUUCAAGAAGCAUGAAGGACCAUGUGACAAAGCCCACGGCCAUGGGCCAGGGCCGAGUGGCCCACAUGAUUGAGUGGCAGGGCUGGGGAAAGGCGCCCGCCAUUCAGCCUCAACACAGCCAUGAAGCCGUGCGCAGGGACACAGAUGCCUACUCCGACCUCAGCGACGGCGAGAAGGAGGCACGUUUCCUUGCAGGGGUCAUGGAACAGUUUGCCAUCUCUGAGGCCACCCUCAUGGCCUGGUCGUCCAUGGAUGGCGAAGACCUGAGUGUCAAUUCUGCCCAGGAGCCUUUGGGUUGCAACUACAGUGAUAACUACCAGGAGCUUAUGGAGAGUCAGGAUGCCCUGGCUCAAGGCCCCCUGGAUGGAUGGCCUCACUCCUAUGUGUCCCAAGGCAUGUACUGUCUGGGGUCUUCAGACGCCUGGGAAGCAAGCGACCAGUCCCUCAUUGCCUCUCCAGCCACCGGAUCCUACCUUGGCCCUGCCUUUGAUGACUCACAGCCAAGCUUGCAUGAGAUCGGGCCUUCCCAGUCUGCUUCGGGAUAUUCGACUCAGAAGCCUCCGCCUUUUCUGGGUGUGGACACUGACUGGGCACCAGGGGUGGGCGGGGUGGACCUGGCCAGGGGCCCUUCAGAUGAGGAGGAGAAGAAGCCACUGGCACCCGAGGAAGAAGAAGAUGCAGGAUGCCGAGACCUCGAGUCACUCUCCCCACGGGAAGAUCCCGAGAUGGCCACGGCACUCAGCCGGAAGGUGUCUGACGUCACAUCUUCAGGUGUGCAGUCUUUUGACGAGGAGGAGGGUGAUGCCAACAAUUAGCUUCCUCCCACCCAACUGUGGGGCACGGCUGUAACAACCCCAUCCUAGCUGGAAAAGCAGAGGGCAUAUGUGUGGGGUCCCACCCAGGCUAAUGCUCUAGAAAGUGGAAACUGAGACCCCGACCGCCAGGGGGACAUGGACUUUGCUUGGCUGCAGGCUCUGGGUCUGAGAGGAUGGAGCUCCUGGUGGAUGAUGUGUGGCUGAUGCCCAACUGGAUCUCAGCCCUUUGCUCUCUGAUUGUGUCUUCCAGAGCUUCGGCAGCCAUGGCAAUAUGAUGCCUCCUUUCUCCAUGUCACUCUUGCUUUUCCUAACUCUGGCUGCCCUGGCUCAUUUCAACCAUGAAGCACAGACCUUUGGGGGCCAUCAGACAUGGCUCAUGGAGAGCCAUGUCCAGGCCACAUGCCUUGGGAGGGGUGGGCACUUUAGCUUGUGAGAUCUGAGCCACACAGAGGAAGUGAUGUGGCAGCAGGGAUGCUGCCCAGAGACCAACUCCCUGCUGAGAGCAAGAACAAGCAAGGCCACUAAUUCUGAAAUCCUGAGGAUCUGGGGAAAGAACCCAGCUGGGGCUGGGGUUCCAGCUCCUGCUUCCUCUUUUUGCCUUCUUCCAAUCCCCGCUCUGGAAAUCCAGGCCCUAAAGAGGGGUGGCAUGGAGAGAAUGCAGAGGGGAGGGGUUCUGGUCAGGUGAGAAAGCAUGAGGGCAGCCUCUCCCUCCAUAACCUCCCCCCUCCACAAUUCUCUGGAGCUGUUUACACUUUUCUCUUUGCCUUUUCUA
This is a messenger RNA of Suncus etruscus (white-toothed pygmy shrew), 1962 nucleotides long. RefSeq names its product family with sequence similarity 131 member B (gene FAM131B). NCBI's taxonomy places the organism in Eukaryota, Metazoa, Chordata, Mammalia, Eulipotyphla, Soricidae. The record is from RefSeq and is a predicted model, not a curated record. The transcript is spliced from 7 exons. Bases 105 to 1190 code for a protein of 361 amino acids.